AUGGCGUUUCUUGUUCUCCUUCUUCUUUUAAAUUUUGUAUUUAAUGCAACAAAUGCUCAAUCAACAAGCUCUAUUAUCAAACCAGGUUCUUCUCUUUCACCCAUCAAUAAUUCAUAUUUGCUAUCGCCGUCCGGCCAGUUCGCUUUCGGUUUCUACCGAUACAAAAACGGCUACUCCGUAGGCAUAUGGUUCGAAAACAUCCAGCAGAAAACAAUUGUAUGGACGGCUAACCGAGAUGCCUUGCCGUUCCCUAGCAAUGUCACAUUGGUUUUAACCACCGAAGGUACCCUUAUUGUUCGACCAAAGCAAGGUCAAGACGUACUCAUUGCCGAUGCUAGUAGUGAUAACGUGUCACGGUUAGCAACUUCGGCCUCGAUGCUCGAUUCGGGUAACUUUGUUUUGUUGAAUUCGAGUGGUGGGAUCGGAUGGGAAUUUGGUUCAAUACCCUGUUGGAGCAUGGAACAGCUUGGUGCUGCUUAUUGGGCUACUGAUACAUUUACUGCUGGAUAUGGUGUGAGCUUGAAUCUUGAUGGUGACGGUCACCUAUAUUUGUUAAAUGAUACCGGUUUCAACAUCAAAAGUAUUAAUACGAACUACGUUAAUGCCUCGGGUAAGUCCGUGUAUCGUGCAACAAUCGAUACGGAUGGUAUAUUUCGAUUGUACUCACAUAGUUCUAACCAAUUUGAUGAUUGGUACACCGAAUGGUCAUCCUCUAAUUAUAGAUGUGAUCCUUUCGGUUUGUGCGGUGAGAAUAGUUAUUGUGUUAUGAUGGGUGGGGAACCCGUUUGUCAAUGUCCUCUUCAUUUCGAUUUUAUCAACGAGAAGCGACAGGAAUUGGGUUGCCGAAAGAACUAUAGUUUAGUUGCUUGUGACACAAGAAAUGACCAAACUUUUGAUUUUCUUGAGGUGAACGAUGUGUCUUGGAAAAAUGAUGCGUAUUUGAGUCUUUCGUUGAAGACAAAGAACAGUUGUAGGGACGAGUGUUAUCGAGAUUGUAGUUGCGAAGCCGCUGUCUUCGAGAACGAGUUGUGUAAAAUGAUGAAGUUGCCGUUACGGUUUGGGAGGAGAGUAUUAAGUGGUCAAGUUACUACAUUUUUAAAGAUUGGAGGAGAACUUGCUGGUGUUGGGACAAGGAAAAGGAAAAGGAAGCUAAGAAUGGAUAUGUUAAUCAUUAGUAUUGCCAUGGCAUGCUUGACGCUUGGGUUUCUAGCUGUAGCAACGAUCGGCGUUCGAAAGUAUCGUGCUUAUGUUCGAAAAUACAAGCGUGAUUUGCGUUUGGUAAACAAUCGAGUUGCUGAAGAUGUUUCCUUGAAAUCAUUUUCCCUCGAGGAACUUAAAGAUGCAACCAACAAUUUUGUGGACGUGAUCGGUAAAGGAGCUUACGGGACGGUUUUCAAAGGGGUGAUAUUCGAUGGCGAAAGAACAGUAGCCGUCAAGAGACUGGAAAAAGUGGUGGCCGAAGGUGAAAGAGAUUUCCUGAAUGAAAUGAAAGCCAUCGGGAAAACACAUCACAAGAACCUCGUUCGAUUGCUCGGUUAUUGCUACGACGGGACUAAUAGGCUUCUGGUUUACGAGUACAUGAAAAACGGUUCUCUUGCAGAUUUUCUUUUCAAAUCGAGAUUAAAGGUAAAUUGGGAAGUAAGAGUCGAAAUAGUAUUGAGUAUAGCGAGAGGAAUUUGUUACUUGCAUGAAGAAUGCGAGACUCGGAUUAUCCAUUGCGAUAUCAAACCCGAAAACAUCCUAAUGGACGACGAAGGGUACGCGAAAAUUGCAGAAUUCGGAUUAGCCAAGCUAUUGAUGCCUAACCAAUCUAGGACAUACACCGAAAUCCGAGGGACGAGGGGAUACGUUGCCCCAGAGUGGCAUCGAAACUUACCAAUAACCGUGAAAGCCAAUGUUUAUAGCUUCGGAAUAAUGCUGUUCGAGAUCAUUUGUUGUAGAAGGAGUAUGGAAACGGAUGUUCCGGAAAACGAACAAGUUCUUGCAUACUGGGCACAUGAUUGUUUCAAGGCUAAUGAAGUGGAGAAGCUGGUGCAAAAUGAAUUUGUGGAGAAGAGUAAAUUGGAGAAGAUGGUUAAGGUCGGAUUAUGGUGCACCCAAGAUGAAGCAUCGUCUCGACCGUCGAUGAAAAGGGUUAUCUUGAUGCUAGAAGGGACGGUUAAUAUACCCGAUCCUCCACCCCUUAGCUCCUUUGUUAGUUCUCCUUAGAUCAUGUUUGUGGCACAAGUUAAGACUUUUAACUUUGCCAAGCGUAAAAACCAUAGUGUCCAUGCUUAUAUAGUUGUGAAUUACACUGAUGAAUCACAGCAGGUAUAUACAUAUUUAUAUAUGUAUAUAUUAUCAGCCUGAUGAAAUUUACAGUGUAAUCAAUAAAUUUUUCUAUAAUAUUAGAACAGAGGAAGAUGUUUAGAUUUUGAA
Gossypium raimondii (Peruvian cotton) is the source of this 2418-nucleotide messenger RNA. Its product is annotated as G-type lectin S-receptor-like serine/threonine-protein kinase LECRK3. The transcript has 2 exons. Gene Ontology annotation, molecular function: ATP binding; protein serine/threonine kinase activity. The record is from RefSeq and is a predicted model, not a curated record. The coding region runs from base 1 to 2208 and encodes 735 amino acids. NCBI's taxonomy places the organism in Eukaryota, Viridiplantae, Streptophyta, Magnoliopsida, Malvales, Malvaceae. Gene Ontology annotation, biological process: recognition of pollen; protein phosphorylation.